GCGAGAAAAGAACAAGAAUAGCCAAGCCCAACGAAUCUCAUGAUGCUGGGCCACGGCCUGGUACGCCGGCCCUCGCGAGGCACAGUAAAAUAAAGGAGGGAAAGGCCUAACCAGCCGUAACACGACCUGACCUAGGCCUUCGACAGUAGUCCCAGAUCCAGCUCCACAAGUUUCCUUUCUUCCGCACUAACCAUUAUGCAACGAGACGGGUACUCGACGCAACAGAUAGCGCCCUACAGGGACGACCCAACGAGCUCCAAUGCAAACGGUUAUCAUGAUGAAGGCCUCCAAAAUCGCCAACUUCCUGGCACACACGCUCAUUCACCAUUCGACUCGUCGCACGAUCUCUCCGACCCAACGGAUUCAGCGCAUCCCCUUCCAGGCCAAUCCAACCCAGACGUGCCCUACAUGCCCGUCCCACAACCAAACUACCAGAACAUCGAAGCUCCCCGCAACAAUGAAUGGCUCGAGCAUUCGCAGCAGAAAAGCAAACGGUCAAGAUGGAUCGUCAUCGGCUCUGUGAUCACCGUCGCCAUACUGGUUGCUGUUGGCGUCGCUCUUGGUGUCACGCUCUCGAAAAAGAGCUCGAACAACAGCUCUAGUUCCAAUACCAGUGACUCUAGCGCCCCAGCCGGAACGAACCCCAACGACCCUAGCAACUUCCAGAAAAACCCAGCUUUAAAGCAGGCGUUCUAUGGCGUUGCGUAUACCCCACUUGGCUCGCAGCUGCCCGACUGUGGGAACAACCUAACGGAGGUUAUUGAGGAUAUCCAGCUGUUGUCUCAGAUCACAACGACCAUCCGUCUCUAUGGCGCUGACUGCAACCAGUCCUCCCUCGUCCUUGCCGCCAUUGAGGCCACCAAGGUUAACAUGUCUGUCUACCUCGGAAACUACCCCGCUGUCGGCGAUAACGGGACCGCGUACGAGCGCCAGAGAGGCGAAAUUCAGACUGCUCUUCAGCAAUACGGUGGAUCCAACGUUCUCGGUGUUACAGUCGGCAAUGAAUUCGUUCUUGACUACAUCACUGCCCAAGGGCAGACGGAUCCUAACGGCUCCGCAGGACAGGCAGCUGCAGCGAUGCUGAUACCCUGGAUUAAUGAUACCCGUUCAAUGUUGGCUGGGUUGAAUCUUGGCAACAUUCUCGUCGGUAAUGCAGAUGCUGGAAGUUAUUUCAACGACCAAGUUCUCGCCUCCGUUGACUAUGGGAUGUCGAACGUCCACCCAUGGUUCGCCAAUCAAUCGAUUAAUGACGCGGCUGGCUGGACGGCGAACUUCUUCCAGACCCAGAAUGUUGCUCUUGCUCAAACUCUUGCGAACAAGCCGAAGAUGUUUAUCGCCGAGACUGGCUGGCCAACUGACUCUUCUCAGUUCAAUUACAGCCCGAAUGACGGGCCUUCGGUUGCUUCGGUGGCCAACUUACAGGUGCGAUUCGUUUUUGAACCUGUCACUUUCACCACCCAUGUCAUAUAAUGAUUGCUGACUCAUACUUGCAGAUAUUCAUAGAUACUUUCGCAUGUCAAGCUACUGCUAACGGUACUGGAUAUUUCUUCUUUGAGUACUGUGACGAGCCAUGGAAGGCUACGACAUAUGGUGGUGUAGAGGGAUACUGGGGCUUGUUCGACUCCAACAAAAACUUGAAGAACCUCACAC
This is a messenger RNA of Suillus paluster, 1650 nucleotides long. RefSeq names its product glycoside hydrolase family 17 protein. Lineage: Eukaryota; Fungi; Basidiomycota; Agaricomycetes; Boletales; Suillaceae. Bases 196 to 1470 code for a protein of 424 amino acids. The transcript is spliced from 16 exons. The record is from RefSeq and is a predicted model, not a curated record.